Messenger RNA from Monodelphis domestica (gray short-tailed opossum), 2145 nucleotides. It is a transcript of the gene SLC25A21, whose product is annotated as solute carrier family 25 member 21. The record is from RefSeq and is a predicted model, not a curated record. NCBI's taxonomy places the organism in Eukaryota, Metazoa, Chordata, Mammalia, Didelphimorphia, Didelphidae.
GGUGUUUUUCAUUGAUGUUAUUCAAAACAAACCAGCUUUUCCAGCUUUAGAGGACUCUGAAGGAGGGAUCAGACAGGGAAACACUACAUGACCCAAGCUAGAGGAACAAGCCAGAUUUAUCAAGCAUCAGCAAAACCCUACUCUUAAGUUCCGUCACUUUGUUUUAAAUGCCAGUGUGAGCUACAGUUGGAAGUUUGAUUUGGAGGUAAUGAACAAGCAAGCUAGUCUAAUAAAGUGGCAAAAAAGGAUUACUAGCAGAGAACUGUUGCUGCCGCCUUUAGGGCUCCUGCAGGACUAGGAUCUUCAAACGUUAAGCUCCUCCCGCCUUCCGAAGUUAGCAAACUUCCUUCCCGGCAUUUCUUAAAGAGAGUGCUCCUCUGCCUUGCCGGUUCCUGCAGUGCUUUACCGAGUUCCUAAUCUUCCCUUUUGGAAGUGAAAAUGUCUGCAAAGAUUGGAGGAGGUUUCGGGAGGGAAGCUUCUCAGCAGAUCCUGGCUGGAGGUUCAGCGGGUCUUAUAGAAAUCUGCCUGAUGCAUCCCCUAGAUGUGGUGAAAACCAGGUUCCAGAUACAGAGAGGUUCAACGGAUCCAAACAACUAUAAAAAUUUGGGGGAUAGUUUUCUCAAAAUUUACCAUACAGAAAGGCUUUUUGGCUUUUACAAAGGAAUUCUCCCACCCAUCUUAGUGGAAACACCAAAAAGAGCAGUAAAGUUUUUUUCAUUUGAGCAAUAUAAGAAAUUACUUGGAUAUGUGUCACUGUCACCAGGAGUGGCAUUUGCAGUUGCAGGAUUGGGAUCUGGCCUAACAGAAGCUAUUGUGGUUAACCCUUUUGAGGUUGUAAAAGUUGGUUUGCAGGCCAAUCGGAAUAUAUUUACACAGCAGCCAUCCACUCUGGGUUAUGCAAGACAUAUCAUUAAGACAAAAGGUCUGGGGCUCCAAGGACUCAACAAAGGGCUCACAGCAACUUUGGGACGACAUGGAAUCUUCAACAUGGUUUAUUUUGGAUUCUACUUCAAUGUUAAAAACAUAAUUCCUGUCAAUAAGGAUACGACCUUGGAGUUUUGGAGAAAAUUUGGGAUUGGUCUUCUCUCCGGCAUAACAGCUUCAAUCACUAACAUACCUUUUGAUGUUGCCAAAAGUAGGAUUCAAGGGCCACAACCAGUUCCUGGAGAGAUCAAGUAUAGAACCUGUUUUAAAACAAUAGCAACGAUCUAUCAGGAAGAAGGGUUUUUUGCUUUGUACAAAGGCUUGCUUCCCAAGAUCAUGAGACUUGGACCAGGUGGUGCAAUAAUGCUUUUGGUUUAUGAAUAUGCAUAUUCUUGGCUUCAGGAAAACUGGUGAUUCAAGUAUUGCCUAAGAAAUAUUUUCCCCCUUGAAAUAAUGGACAUCUCCUCUAUAAUACUGAUUAGAGCAGAAUCCAAUAAUAGUAUUGACAGAUAAACUCUAAAGAACAAAGCUGCUUUCCUCAAGAACAAACAUAUUUAUAAAUUAUUUAAAUAUGUCCCUGGAUAUAUUUUAAACUAUAAUUGUGAUCAUGUCAUUUGGACCAUGGAGAGAAAAGUAACCCAGAGUAAAUAUAUAAUCUAAAUGGGGGAAUACUUAUAUAGAAACCACAUGAAUUUCAUAAGAAUGACAAAUGAAUUCUGUAACAUUUUGGUGCCAUAAUUCAUAUUUCAUCUUCAUAAUGUCAAUAAUUAUUUAAUUAUACAAAUCAAAGAAAAAUAUGUACCAAAAAUAAGUAAUUUUUUGCCAUAUUUAACAGUGCCAAAAGAUGAAAAAGGUUUAUUUAAUUGUUUAAAUUUUCCUUAAGUAAUUAUAUUCUUAUCUUAGUAUUUAAAAUGUUAAAGAUACUAUGAAAGUAUUUCAAGCACAUGAAAAUGGAAAUUUGUUCUUUAUAAAUUUUUUAAUAGUGAUACGAAAAUUAUUUUUAAAUGUUUUCAUUAUUCCAUUGAAUAACACUUUCACUAUUUCAAAUACUUCAUCUGAAUGGAUAUAAUGCCAUAAAAAUAAAUUUGUAGUGAUAUAUAAAGGUUUUCAUUAUUCAUUGUAUUUAUUAUGGCAUCAUAUAUGACACACACAUAUAUGUAUAUGUAAAUUUUACUAGUUAUCAUAUUGUUUUUAAAUUAUCAUUUGAAUUGUACCAAGUUU